UGCAAUGGCUCAACAAGCAAAAAGUUGUUACUUAAAGAGCAAUGAUAAGGCAUUAGUGACAGUAUACUUGCCACAUCAGAAACCAGUCAUUAUAGGACGUUGUCCAGAGACAAACAUUACAGAUACUCAGUGCUCUAGACAACAAGUGCAAUUGUGUGCAGAUUACCAAGAGUACAAAGUCUUUAUUCAGCAGCUUGGCAAGAGACCUUGUGGGUUCAAUGGCUUCAAGACACGUAAAGAUGUUAAGUUCAUAGGGAAUCAUGAAGACUGUUUAGAAAUUUUAUACGGUAAACAUACCUAUCAAAUUGAAUUCAAUCCUCCUCCCCCGAAAACCUUCCUACCUGAGAAAAGACCUAGAGAUACAAAUGUAAGCACAGAAGAUGAAUAUUCUUGCAAAGUAGCAAAAGUCGCAGAAAAUAAUGUAAAGCAUAGUAGUCCUAAGAAAGAAGAGCAAGAGGAAGAAACAAAGAAAGGAAAAAACCAAACAAAAAGUCCUGAGGGCAUUUUGAAAUUCCUAAAAAAAGGUGACAUGAGUUCAGGUCAGUCAGAACAAAAAGGUACCUCAAUAAAUUUAGAUGAACACAGUUCAUGGGAAAGUAAAGAUAGUGGAGCAUUGUUAAUGUAUACAACACAAGGUGUAGAAGGUCGCUCGAAGAUAGCUGCAUACGAUAUGGAUGGAACACUGAUAACAACACGUUCUGGCUUGGUGUUUCCAAAAGAUUAUGAUGACUGGCAGCUCAUAUAUCCUGAGGUGUCAGGGAAAUUAAAAAAACUCCAUGGUAGUGGCUAUAAAAUAGUAAUUUUCACUAAUCAAGGAAGUCUUGGAUCUGGAAAGCUGAGCGCUAAGUUAUUCAAAAAUAAAAUAAAACAUGUAGCACAACGAAUUGGUGUGCCAAUGCAGAUUUUUAUAGCUACUGGAAGUAGCAUUUAUAGGAAGCCAGCGAUUGGUAUGUGGCAGAAAUUGGUAGAAAACAACGAUUCCGUAUCUAUCGACGAAGACAGUUCAUUUUACGUCGGAGAUGCAGCAGGACGACCUAAAAAUUGGGCUCCAAAAAAGAAGAAAGAUCACUCACUGGCCGAUAGAUUGUUAGCUCUGAAUUUAGGCUUGAAAUUUUAUACCCCAGAAGAACACUUCCUUGGACACAAAGAAGCACCUUAUGUAUUGCCCACGUUUAAUCCAAAGAACUUGCCGACAGUUGAUAUAAGCAUAGGAGCUAACGUGACUUCAAGUAUUCAAGAGAUAGUUCUGAUGGUGGGAUGUCCAGCUUCUGGCAAGUCUCAUUUUGUCAAGAAUCAUCUAAAACACUAUGGAUAUGUGAACAGAGAUACUCUUAGAAGCUGGCAGAAAUGCAUCAGUGUAAUGGAGGAACAUCUAGCUGAAAAGAAGAGCGUGGUCGUGGAUAAUACUAAUCCAGACCCUUCAUCUAGAAAACGCUACAUAGAAGUGGCAAAGAAACAUGGGGUUCCUGUGCGUUGUUUCGUCAUGACGACGACCUUUGAACAUGCCAAACACAACAACAAGUUUCGAGAAUUAACGGAUCCUAGUCAUGUUAAAAUUACCGAAGUGAUUAUUAACUCUUUCCUGAAGAAUUAUCAACCCCCAAGCCUAGACGAAGGUUUUACGGAAAUCGUACAAAUUAACUUCGUGGCAACGUUUGAGAAUGAUGAACACCGGCGAUUUUAUGAAAUGUAUUUGCUCGAACAUUAAGAAUGCUUGUCUUUUAAGUAUAAGAACGUGAUAUAUACAUGUUUAAAUUUAGCCGAGAAUCUCUUAUACAAUAUUUAUUUCACAGCGAUAGACGUAGUUCGACAAGAGAAGCUAGUCUUCAUUCGAACUUUAUUUAAAAGAUAUUGUAAUGAUGGUAACUUUUUAAUCAAAAAAAUUAUGCGAAACGACUAUUUACUUAUUUCCUUUCAUAUUUGGAAUUAGAAGAACAUAUGGCCACCCUCAAUCCGGCAACUUAUAAUUUAUAAUACGUAUUCUUUGUUACGCUUAAUUGUACAAGUAGUAGCACAAGGUAAUUAAAGACC
Molecule: messenger RNA, 2031 nt
Organism: Dufourea novaeangliae
Lineage: Eukaryota; Metazoa; Arthropoda; Insecta; Hymenoptera; Halictidae
Gene: PNKP
Exons: 8
Coding region: 5-1708 (567 amino acids)
Biological process (GO): DNA repair
Molecular function (GO): ATP-dependent polydeoxyribonucleotide 5'-hydroxyl-kinase activity; double-stranded DNA binding; polynucleotide 3'-phosphatase activity
Source: RefSeq, a predicted model, not a curated record